AAGGAAGAAUGAAACUUCAUUAGUCAUAUGUCAUAUUUGUUAUAACUCAAAAUAAAACUCAAUUUCCAGUAUUCAAUAUUCAUUUUCAUAAAGUAUAAGGUGUUCUAUGUUCAUUAUUUCCGAAGUUUAGUCACAAAGUGGAUUUAGUUUUGAAAUCAAAAUCAGAGUUGUGAUAAUCGUUUGAAAAAUGACAACUGCUGCUCGUCCUACAUUCGAUCCAGCUCGAGGUGGCCAGGGAAAAAAUGAAAAAGAUUUGAGUGCCAUUUCCAGACAAUAUUCCAGCAGAGAUUUGCCAGGACACACUAAAUUGAAAUACAGAGAGCAUGGUCAAGGAACUAUUGAUGAGACUAGGGCUCGUGAUUUCCGUAAAGAAUUAGAAGAAAGGGAACGAGAGAAAAGGCCUGGCGUAAGAGCUGACCAUGCCAAAAGGCUGAAGUUAGACCAAGUACCUGCAGCAAGUCUAGAUGCUGAUGACCCUUUAGACGAAGACUCUGAUUCUAGUGAUGACGACGAUGAUACUGAAGCUCUACUGGCAGAAUUGAAGAAAAUAAAAAAAGAAAGAGCAAUUGAACAAACCAAUAAGGAAAUAGAAAGGCGCCAAGAGGAAGAGAGAAUCAGAAUGGAGAAUAUUCUAAGUGGAAAUCCGUUGUUAACACACUAUUCCUCCGGUUCAACCAAAGUGGAUCAAAAAGUAAAGAGGAGGUGGGACGAUGAUGUUGUGUUCAAGAACUGUGCUAAGUCUGAACCAGAAAAAAAUAAUAGUAUGUUCAUCAAUGACUCAUUACGCUCCGAGUUCCAUAAAAAGUUCAUGGAGAAAUAUGUGAAAUGAAAUUAUCUUGUUACAUUUUUUUAGCUAUACCAUUAUAUUAUGUAAAUUUAUUAUUUUGUGAAGUAAAUUUUGUCAUAUCGUCAAUAUGGCACAGAUUUUUCUUACAUUUGCAAAAUGAAAUAUUUCAUUAAAUAGUUGUUUUCAAA
Leptinotarsa decemlineata (Colorado potato beetle) is the source of this 975-nucleotide messenger RNA. RefSeq names its product spliceosome-associated protein CWC15. Gene Ontology annotation, cellular component: catalytic step 2 spliceosome. Gene Ontology annotation, biological process: mRNA cis splicing, via spliceosome. Gene Ontology annotation, molecular function: RNA binding. The record is from RefSeq and is a predicted model, not a curated record. Lineage: Eukaryota; Metazoa; Arthropoda; Insecta; Coleoptera; Chrysomelidae.